ACCCAAUCAUCAUUACCCAUGCUUUAUAAUUCUUUCCACUACUCCUCUGAGUCUGCACCAAGUAGUUCGUUCGGCCCGUUGCUUAAUAUUCGUUGCUUAAUUCUACGCAACCCUGCCACUGGCAGGCCCCACACGAGAUAAGUAGCGCCCACUGGCCUUUCAAGUAGUACAUCCUCGUGAUGGACAAGUCUGCAUCACCGUUCCAGGCUCGUGCAGCACAGCUUCUCAAGAAACUGAACUGGCACCCGCGCUUGGGAGGCAGCCGCUCAAAAGAUAACAUGUCCAUACGAGUCGUCUCAGCCGUCCCAGACAACGAUUGCUCACAAAUACCCUCUCCUGAUGUUCCUCGCAAGCCAGACAUAUCCACUCCUAGGCUUGUAGGCUUGCGACUAGAUGAUGCUUUCACUCCAACGGACACGGAUGAUUCAUCGUCUAGCAACAGCCCCACCCGCCAGUCAAGGCGCUACUCAGCUUGGGACGGUCUCACGCAAUCCUCUGCGAGCCCAGUGUUUGCGGGACAUGGUCCCGCCCCAUUAUUUUUACGAGAGAUAAAGGUCUCAAAGAACUUCUCUGAUCAGUCUAGUAAUGAUGGGGAAAAUGUCCUCGCUCCAGCGCCAUUCUUCUUGUGGGCAGGCGCGUCAAGCGACUGCCUUACACGUGCAUCACAUGAUGGCUUAUCACACUCAGCGACCCCGAGCAACGUGCCAGAUAUCGUGGUCUUGCAAGACACAUCUCCUGUACCAGAUGAGAUGCCGCCGUUGGAAAGCUCACAGACUCCACAACAAACGGAGGAACCCGUUCCUUACAACGAACCAAUCACCACCAUAGACAUGGCCAACUCAUUUGCAGAACCAGAACCCGCUCAAACUCCUUUCUCAUCCGCUAUUUUGGUUUCACCGGUUAUACAGUCUUUACCUUCGUCCAGUGUUCAGACUGAGAUACAGCCGAUGACGGCCCUUCCACCUCCAUUCCGCGUUGCCACCGAGCGUGGCCUCCGUCUCUCUCCUUCCAUCAUUUCAAGGCACCGUAUGCCAAUUAUGAAUCUUCCGACUUUACCUGUGCCUACUCCUACUCCGGUGACCACUGUGCGGCCAGUUGUGCGCCUCCAGCAUGUGCCAUUAUUGAGUGUUCACGGACGGCCCGAUGCCGAUGCCGAUGCCGAGCCAGACUCUGCUAUCGAAUAUGAGGACGACGAGGACGUGGAGGAUGAGGACGAGGGUGAUGGAGACGAGGGUUUGAGACAUGAAAGCUCGGAGCACCAGAGUGACGAGGAUGGUGAUGGGGAGGAAAUGCCGAGUUUGGGUACAGGCCGUUCUUUGUCUCAUUCCCCGCUGCGAGAGUUCCAAACCCAAAUUGCCGACUUGGCUCUCCCGAUCCCUGGUCGUUCUUCUCAACCCUUUGCCUCGCCAUCUUCAGCAGGGGGGUCUAUCCCCGGUCCUCACAAUGCCGUUGAUUAUUUCUCGUCCAAGGUAUAUGGGAAACUCCCGGACUUGACUCCGAGGCAGGACGCCGCCCCUAUACUUAAACCUUUCUCUCCGAUAACACCUCUGGGAGAGUCCGUCAAUGUUCGGCAGCGAAUAACACCUAAUCCUUCGCUUCAUCGUGUGCAGCUUUCCCUGGAUGUCAGCCGCCCACCCAGUCUGUAUCGCGCGCCAUCUCGCAGCAUGAUUGACCUGAGUGUGUCCCGAAGAGACUUGCGACUAAAACGCAAAAAGUCAUGCGACACAGUGCAUUCGAAUGUACCUUCCGUCUCUGAGCAUAUUGUCGAAUCCGUCGAGAGCAGCGACACAGACAAAGUAAUGGGAAGGCUUAUGCGACGCACAUCCAUGCCUACUUUCACCUCCGCGUCGCAACCACCUCCAUAUCCUUCCUUUGACCCGCGCCCGCCGAAGAGUGCACCUCCGUUUCAAUUCCAUGAGGACGAAGGUCGCGAGCGGUUACCGCCAUAUAGCAAUUCAUUGUAUCUUAGUGCUAUUAUGCCGCUCAAGAUGGAGUUCAGCUCGCCCGGUAUCCAGGCAAAGGACAGGAAAUGGAGACGUAUGUUCUGCGAGCUUGAAGGGACGGUACUUCGCAUUUAUAAGUGUCCUCCCGGCGCGAGCGGGGCGGGCAUCAUUGGCGAGUGGUGGGAGAGACGUGUCGGCGUGGGUGACCUAAGUAGUGGAUAUCAUGCGCCAGUGCGGAAGAUGAACGAGAGCCCGGGGCCCUCUUCGAAAAGAGAGGACGAGAGCUCGGCACCCCCUUCGAAGAUAGCGGUCGAUCAGCCGGUUGCAUCCUCGUCAAGUUCACCCCCUCCUACACCGCACAGGACGAGGAGCGAAUCGCAAUCAUCAAGAGCUACGAAUCAAUCUGUGACGCCUUCGAUAUCGCGCGCUAAUAGGAGGCUGUCCGGCGCCAGCUUCCUCACUUCGUGGCGGUACAAUGGCUCAUCGAGCGGGCCACAAUCGCGAGGAAGGGGUAUGACAUCUCCUGGGCCAUUGAACGGGGGAAUGGAACUGCUCCCGGCAAAUUCACAAAGGACAUCGCCUCUGACACCACGAGCUCCGUCUCGCCUCAGCUUCCUCUCAUCGAGGAUGCAAUUGCGGAGCGGCGAGAUACAAAAGCCUGGGAAAGGCGAUUUGAUCCGUGCAUAUACCCUCCAGCACGCGGAGAGCGGCCUCGGGAAUGAUUAUUUUAAGCGGAAGAACGUCAUAAGGGUACGGCUGGAGGGGGAACAGUUUCUCUUGCAGGCAGCAGAUGUGGCUUCCGUUGUAGAGUGGAUAGAGGCUUUCCAUGCGGGCACGAACAUCGCACUUGACCUUGAUCAUCGUGUCAUGCCCAAAGGGCCGAUGUUCCCAAGGCGUCGACGGAGAAGAAAUAGACGACCAGCAGACGAGAACACUCAGGCUGGUGGUAAUGGAGUAGUAAUUCCUGCAGUGCUGUAACUUGCCUCGUUCGCAUGUUUCUUAUGGUCGUUUCUGUUGUACUUGUGUGUUACACAAUGGUAUGGGUUGUAUUGAUAGUAGCCCUUGUUGUAUGAUAUUGUCGCUCUUUUUUUUUUUCUUGUUGAUAGAGAAAGUUCACACGAAUUGUUUCCGUUUUGAGCC
This is a messenger RNA of Suillus bovinus, 3083 nucleotides long. RefSeq lists its product as uncharacterized. The record is from RefSeq and is a predicted model, not a curated record. Bases 180 to 2921 code for a protein of 913 amino acids. The transcript has 6 exons. Lineage: Eukaryota; Fungi; Basidiomycota; Agaricomycetes; Boletales; Suillaceae.